AUGGAUACCAAAAUCAUCGUUGUUGAUUCCGAACAACUCUUCAAAAAGUCGACUGCAUUGCGUCUCGAAGUCUUUACCCAAGAGCAGAAUUUUGACCCAGCAAUUGAAUUGGACGAGUAUGAUGUUCCUUUUGACCGCAAGGAUGUGAUGCACAUCAUUGCAGUGGACUCUCAGGAGAAUGCACUUGCUACCGUCCGUCUCUAUUUGACAGAUGGCCAAGCACAUUUGGGUCGUCUUGCCGUUGCAAAGCAAGCACGCGGCACUGGCUUGGGACGGGCCAUCUGCGAAUAUGCAGUUCACAAGGCCAUCGAAGCUUGGUCUGUUGAUACAGUUGUUCUGAGCAGUCAACAUCAAGUCAGAAAGUUCUACGAAGGCUUGGGCUACGUCUACAAUGAAAAGAAGGGUUACUAUGACGACGAGGGAUGGCAGCACUGCGAGAUGGCUCAAACCUUUUCAAAGCAAACUUGA
Molecule: messenger RNA, 468 nt
Organism: Protomyces lactucae-debilis
Lineage: Eukaryota; Fungi; Ascomycota; Taphrinomycetes; Taphrinales; Protomycetaceae
Product: acyl-CoA N-acyltransferase
Exons: 2
Coding region: 1-468 (155 amino acids)
Molecular function (GO): N-acetyltransferase activity
Source: RefSeq, a predicted model, not a curated record